UUGGUACGCCAUAUUGUAAGAACUUGUGACCGAAAGAAUUUUUUGAGGGUGGUAAACUAUUUCAGUAGGUAUGCUGAAAAUAAGGGUAAAUAAAUCUUCUGCAUGAAAAUAUCGGCAUUGUUAAUGAUAAAAGGCUAUAUUUUUAUGUGAGGAAAUUAUACCUUAGCAUCAAAAUGAGUUUCUUCGGAUUUGGCCAAAGUGCUGAAAUUGACAUCGUUUUAGAUGGCACGGAAAAUAGAAAAAUGGCAGAUAUUAAGUCCGAAGAUGGAAAAAAAGAACGUCAUUUGUUGUAUUACGACGGUGAAACUGUUUCCGGAAAGGUGAACGUGACCCUGAAGAAACCGGGCUCGAAGCUGGAGCACCAGGGCAUCAAGAUAGAGUUCUUUGGCCAGAUCGAGCUGUACUACGACCGCGGCAACCACCACGAGUUCACUUCGCUGGUGAAGGAGCUGGCCCGGCCGGGCGAGCUGUCGCAGAACAUAUCCUAUCCGUUCGAGUUCCUCAACGUGGAGAAGCCCUUCGAGUCGUACACAGGAUCCAACGUUAGGCUGAGGUACUUCCUGCGCGUCACACUGGUGCGCAGGCUGUCGGACAUAGUGAAGGAGAUGGAUCUGGUGGUCCACACGCUGUCCUGCUACCCUGAAAUGAACAACAGCAUCAAGAUGGAGGUCGGGAUAGAGGACUGCCUGCACAUAGAGUUCGAGUACAACAAGUCCAAAUAUCAUUUAAAAGAUGUGAUUGUUGGAAAAAUAUACUUUUUACUAGUAAGGAUAAAAAUUAAACACAUGGAAAUUGCAAUUAUCAAGAGAGAAACUACAGGAUCAGGCCCCAACACCUUCACGGAGAACGAGACCAUCGCCAAGUACGAGAUAAUGGACGGGGCCCCUGUGAAGGGCGAGAGCAUCCCCAUCAGGGUGUUCCUGGCGGGGUACGACCUCACCCCCACGAUGCGCGACAUCAACAAGAAGUUCUCGGUCAGGUACUACCUGAACCUGGUGCUGAUGGACGAGGAGGACCGACGAUAUUUCAAGCAACAGGAGAUCACGCUGUGGCGCAAGGGGGAGAAGACCCGCAAGACGCUGCAGACGUCGUCCGCCACCUCGCCGCAGAUGCAGCACAUGAUGCAGCAGCUCGACGGGGACCGGGACCGGGACCGGGACCGCGAGGAGGACAGGGCCCCGGGGCAGCCCGUCGAGGACAUGACGCGCGAGGAUGAGGGGCAGGCGGCCGGCGGGGAGGUGAUAGGCGGCGAGUGACGCCCGUCCCUGUACGCACGAUAGUCCACGCUCCAUUCCCGCGGGUCACGCCUCGUGAUCGUUCUUACGAAAUAGCCGGAGGGAGGAUUAUUUUCAAAGGUGUGUCGUCACCUUUUUUUUUUUUUCAUUUUGUGCAAAAGGAUUUUUUUCGUACGGUGUGCACGAUGUGUCGGCCAUCUUGCUGCUGUCUGUGCACCUGUUUUUUGUGUACAGAAUUGCCUGCGGUGUUAAAUUAAUUCCGCACGGCAGAUUUUAAGUACGGUAGUGUGUGUCUGUGAGGUGAUGCCGUCUAUGGAAAAUCGGCAGAGAGACGUGUUUGGUACCGGUUUGCAGUAUUGUUUUGUGCAAACGGUUGUGGUAAUUUACACUUAAGUAAAAUUGUUUCCAAGUAAAUGCUUUAUUUGUGUUGUUUGUUUUGAAAUAUCUAAUAAUUAUAGUGAUUGUUACCAAAUAUAUCUCGAAAGAUUUUGUAAUUUAUCAAGGACUUAAUUUCUCAGUAUGUUAUAAAUCAGUUAAAUUUAAAAAUAAUUAUUCCGACUUAAAAAGUAAAUUGCAUGAAUUAUUUUGUAUAUUUAUGUUUUAAAACACUUGGAUUGUAGUGAAGCGUCUAAAAAUUAUCUUAUAUUAUAAAAUGGUUUUGUCUUGAUUCGAUGUUACAUAAAUGCAGUGAACGAACAUGUUAUAGUGUUCUAACUGGACGAUAUCUUGCCUCCAUGUCAUGAACUUAAAAAUUUUUUUGUUGAACUUCAUGUCUGUACAUAACAUAAAUUUCAUACUAAACAUAAUGACAACAUUAUCCAUUGGUCAUCACACAAAUUAUAAAAAACUAAUAUAACUUAAAAGUUUAUAUAUUAUAAUUUAAUAAAUGAAUACACAAAUAGAAUUAUCAUUUAUUUCUUGAUGGGAAAUAAUUUUGGUGUAGUCAUUUUGUUGCAGAGUUGUAGUUUUUGUUCAUUAACAGGUAGCCAGUUUUAUUCAACACCCAUCAGAUUUUUUUUUAUUUAGCAGUAAACUCUUCUGUAUGUAUACUGAAAUUUUUUAUCUAUUAAUGUAAGGUUGUACUCUUGUUAUAACGGAGGGAAUAAGUGCUCAUAUUUAUGGAAUAAAAUGUGCCUACUUGCCACUGUUUGUCACUUCACUGUAAGCAGAAGUAGGCAGACUUUCAUACUGUUGGAAUAUAAACAUAUGUAACAAGCAUUAUGUAUAUUCUAGAGACAGGAUUUUAUGGUUUAAUUUUUGGAAUUUGCUGUGUUUAAGUUUUAUUUUCUUUAAAUAUAAAUUUAGUGUUUUUAUAAACCUUGCAACAUAAAUAGCCAAGCCAAAAUAUUUCUUAAUAGUGUAUCUCUAAAAGCUAUGACAUUAAAUGAAAUUCAGACAUUUUUUCAUGAAAUAGUUUCUAAUAUAAAUGUUUGUUAUAUUUACUUACAAGCAACAGUAAUUGGUAAUGAUGUAUGUGUUAAGUAUGACCAGGAAGAAUCUGUUACAGAGAAGUGCAUGUAUUACAGUUCCCUUUUAGUAUGUAGUGCAUACUAAAAAUUUCGCAUUGAUCAAAAUUCUUAUAAUUCAAGGAUAACAAUUUUGUAGUUAUUGUUUCUUUGAUUUUACUUUAUUUUGUUAUUUACUAUAUAUAAUGUUAUUUGGAUUUUGUUUCAGUUUUUCAUAAAAUCUUGUCUGUUGCUUACUUGGAAGGUGCCACUCGUAUGAAGAAUUUCUCUUGGAACUGUUUUGGUAAAUCUGCGAGUUUAAAAAAUUUAACACUGCAAAGUAGAUUACACAGAAUAAAAGUAUGUUAGUUGUUUCAAAUCCUAGAGAUGUUAACCUGCAACAAAAUUGAAUACCUCUGUGUCAGUUUUACUGUGUUGAUCACAAAUUGGGUUUCCCCACAGUCAAACUAAAGCAAUUUUUACAUCUCAUUAAUUUUUCCCCGUAAAAUAUUCUUUAUGAACAUUAUUAUAAAACACUGUAAUAAUAUUAUAAAUUAAUUUUAUAUGAUGCAGUGAUACAGCGUUGAUUCUUCAUCGUAAAAAUAAACCGGAGAUGUUGGACAGCUGAUUUAAUUUGAAAAAUUGACAUCUCAUGUACUCUGACUUGUAAUUGUAGGCAAAAGUGCAGAAAUGAAACACAUAAUUUGCAUGAACAUGUCUUGCUUGUUUAACCAGCUUGCUCAGGCUUUAAAGAGACAAUGUUGAACUAUGUGUUGUGGUCUCAUGUAGCCUGAGGAAGCACAGUGCGAUGCUCAUUGGCGCAAAAGUGGGAUGUCGUUUUCUCUGCACGUCUUUCCACAAGUAGAGUCUGUGACGGUGCUACUGUCCAUUUUUAAAAUUAAAAAUGCCCUACACAAGUUUUUUUGGAUAAUAUUGCUAGGGUUGUGCAAAUAUUCAGUAGCAUAAUGAACGUUACAAAAAUAAAUAGAGAAAACUUAUAUUUUAUUUUAAUAAAGACAGAAAUAAUAAUAUUUUUUUUUUGAGAAAUGCAAUAUUUGAGGGCCUAAUGACAAUUCAUUUAGUUUGUAUAAUAUUAAUAUUUAGUUAACAAUUUAAGAGUGUAAGAGAAAAAAAAUCAGUAUUUUAAAAUUAAAAUUUCUUUAAAAGAGCACUCAUCAUUCAAUUUCUAUAACACUUAGUUUUCUAGUACAGGCCAUUUCACAAAGGUUUACAAACCAAAUUUUACACUUAUUAAUGUAGCCAUACAAUGGGUAUUGUUAUUUUUGAAAUUGGUAAUUUUUAAAAAAUAAUAGACAAGUAUUUUUUGAAGAUAUGAUCCAAGAUCUCUAAUUUAAGAAAUUGCAUUAUUGCAUAAUAGCAUCCAAUUAAGUUAUUAAGCACUAUUACAUAGUUUGAAUAGAGUUCUGUAUGUUAGAGCAGCAAAAAGAUAAGAUCCCCCCCCCCCCCCUGCCCUUUCAUCUCAUGUUACUGCAUGUUGAUAAUUUUUUUCAGUGUCUAGAUUCAAGAAAUGAAGUCAUGAUGUAAGCAAUUAUUGUUGGUAGAAAUGGGUGCAAACUUUUUAAAAUAUAAUUUCAAAAGAAAAAGUUGAUUUUUAUUAAGUUGUUUUUUAGUGAGAUUUUUAGUUUUUAAGGAAGAAUUUAGUUCCAGUAGUGUUCAAAUGAUCAGAUGUACUAAUAAUAUUGUGUAUGUUUGAUUGUGGAGUAGGUAUGUAAUGUACAUUGAACCUCUUAUGUAUGUGUGUUUGUUUUUGUAGCAUUUAAUUUUUUUGAGCAACUGUUUCUAACGUAGGUACCUGUCUGCAUCCAUUUGUAAAAAAGAAAAGAAAAAGACAUUUCAACUCCAGGUAACAAUUUUGUAAAGUUAGUGUGUAAUAUCAAUCCAUAUUCGCCAUUUGUAUAAAAUUGUUUUUCUUUUUUUAUACCGAUAUUUCUCCGUGUAUAAUUGUAUAUUUGAAAACGGACCCAGUUAUUUUUGUUUACAUUGUUUGUGAAUAUAUAUAUUUCAUUAUGUAUAUAGUUACGUGUAACUUGUUUAUGAUUUGGGCCACCAUUAUAUAUUUUUUAAAGCAAAUUGAAGGCCAUGUGUUUGUGAACGGGAGAAGACUCGUCCCAUAUGCUGCAGACUACAAACUUAUAUAUUUGUACAUGCCAUCAUGCAAUCUUUAUUUUUCUUUGAGUGUAUCAUAUCUUUACUAAAUAUUGUAUAGUAAAUAUUUGUUUUAAAA
Molecule: messenger RNA, 4925 nt
Organism: Bacillus rossius redtenbacheri
Lineage: Eukaryota; Metazoa; Arthropoda; Insecta; Phasmatodea; Bacillidae
Gene: Vps26
Product: vacuolar protein sorting-associated protein 26B-like
Exons: 7
Coding region: 174-1256 (360 amino acids)
Biological process (GO): retrograde transport, endosome to Golgi; intracellular protein transport
Cellular component (GO): endosome; retromer complex
Source: RefSeq, a predicted model, not a curated record